UCUGCGCGUCCCUCUCUCGCAGUCUCUCUCUAGAUCUCUCCGCAUCUACCCCCUCGCGCUGGUCUCUCUCCAUCUCCCUCCCCGGCUCGUCUCGGUCUCCCUCUGGGCCCGGGAGCUCCUGGCUGUUGCCUGGCGGCGGCUGCAGCGGCGUCCGAUCAGUCAGUCAAGUCAGCGCCCCGCCGCAUCGCUAGCGGUGCCAGGCUCCCGGCAAGCUCCGGGCAGACUCGCUUUUGGCCCGAGAUGACGCUCAAGUCGAGCCGGAGCGAGAGCGUGAGCAGCAUGCGGACGGCCCUGUCCGACCUCUACCUGGAGCACUUGCUGCAGAACCGCACCAAGCCCGAGGUUGCUUCCUUUCCCUCCAACGCUGUGACUGAGGACAUAUACACCAAUGGGUCUGCUGCACCAGCUAGUCCUGGACCCGGCCACGGCAGCCACCGGGAGCCCCGCAAAGUCCGCUUCAUUCAGUUUGAGAAAGUCACCGAGGAGCCCAUGGGAAUUACUCUGAAGCUGAAUGAGAAGCAGUCUUGCAUGGUGGCCAGAAUUCUCCAUGGAGGCAUGAUUCACAGACAAGGCUCCCUCCACGUGGGAGAUGAGAUCUUGGAGAUCAAUGGCAUGAGUGUGACCAACCAUUCUGUCGAUCAGCUGCAGAAGGUGAUGAAAGAAACCAAAGGAACGAUCUCCUUAAAAGUGAUUCCCAACCAGCAGAGCCGGCUCCCUGCUCUCCAGAUGUUCAUGAGGGCUCAGUUUGAUUAUGAUCCCCAGAAGGAUCCCCUGAUCCCCUGCAAGGAAGCAGGCCUAAAGUUUGCCACGGGAGACAUCAUUCAGAUCAUCAACAAGGACGACAGCAACUGGUGGCAAGGCAGGGUGGAAGGCUCUUCGAGGGAGGCCGCAGGCUUGAUUCCCUCUCCAGAGCUGCAGGAAUGGAGAGUGGCAAGCGUGGCCCAGUCAGCCACUCAAUCCGAGUCCCCGAGCUGCAGCCCCUUUGGGGGAAAGAAGAAGAAAUACAAAGACAAGUACCUGGCGAAGCACAGCUCAAUUUUUGAUCAAUUGGAUGUGGUUUCCUAUGAGGAGGUUGUGCAGCUCCCUGCAUUCAAGAGGAAGACCCUGGUGCUGAUAGGAGCCAACGGAGUAGGUCGCAGCCAUAUCAAGAAUGCCCUGGUCAACAAGAACCCCGAGAAGUUUGUGUACCCAGCCCCGUACACCACCCGACCUCCAAAGAAGAGUGAGGAAAAUGGGAAGGAUUAUCAUUUCAUCUCCACCGAGGAGAUGACCAAGAAUAUCUCGGCCAACGAGUUCUUGGAAUUUGGCAGUUACCAGGGCAACAUGUUUGGCACCAAAUUUGAGACCCUGCACCAGAUCCAUCAGCAGGACAAAGUUGCCAUCCUGGACAUUGAGCCCCAGACCCUGAAGAUUAUUCGGACAGCAGAACUGUCCCCCUUCAUCGUUUUCAUCGCUCCGACAGACAGGGCCCAACAGUCGGAAGCUUUGCAGCAACUGCAAAAGGAUUCUGAGACUAUCCAUCACAGAUAUGCACAUUAUUUUGAUUUCACGCUGGUAAAUAACGGUAUUGAUGAGAGCCUCAAGAUAGUGCAGGAGGCCUUUGAGCAGGCGUGCAGUUCCCCCCAGUGGGUCCCCGUCUCCUGGGUUUACUGAGCACGUUAGCUUGCUUUUCCCGAUCUUGCCCCAGCACCCAAUGGUAGCAAUGCUUCCGUUGGUCUUUCCCUCCUCACAGCUAGUCCAGGCUUGCUGCUUCUGCUCCUAGACUUACCCACCUACCAAAGAUAGGUCAAGGUUGCAGUCAGACCUUUCGUGCGAGACUCCCUCUCCAAGAAUCGCUGGAGAGGGAUCUAAAUUCCUGAAUAGAAAUCAACUGGAAAAUCAACAAGGAGAAAAGGAUCGAAAACAAGCUCCAGUCUUCAGGCUUCUCCCGGCCCUGCACGCCCCAGCCUCUCCCUGCCACUGCUGCAGCUGAUCCGGCUCCCUUUCUGCUUCUCUCUCGUUGUCUUGUCUCCCCAGGGAGCACAAGCUUCGUCCGGUUUGCUUUGGGGAAGGGUGUCUGUCUAGUAGAAUGAUACAAAUGUUUAUACUUGUGCAAUUUCUUUAAAUGCCAAAAACUGAUGUGCAGGGAAGCCUUAAGUAGCAAUAAAAAUGUCGCUGUGCAAAUGCCCGUUUCGUC
Molecule: messenger RNA, 2176 nt
Organism: Sarcophilus harrisii (Tasmanian devil)
Lineage: Eukaryota; Metazoa; Chordata; Mammalia; Dasyuromorphia; Dasyuridae
Gene: MPP1
Product: membrane palmitoylated protein 1
Exons: 12
Coding region: 241-1653 (470 amino acids)
Cellular component (GO): plasma membrane; cell-cell junction
Molecular function (GO): signaling receptor binding
Source: RefSeq, a predicted model, not a curated record